AUGGCCGCCUCUCCCGUUCAGAACCCCGCUGUCUCAGCCGAAUCCAAGUCAGCCAAGAAGAAGAAGGCCAAGGCCGCCGAGCGCACCGAGUCCCCUGCUCCUACUGCCUCUCCUGCCCCCGAGAAGGCUGACGCCUCCGACGAGUCCGGCGAGACUGCCUACAUUCGCGAGAUCCAAAAGAACAUUCGCAACACCACCAAGAAGCUUACCAAUGCCUCAAAGAUCGACAACCUAAUUGCCGAGAACGCUGGCAAGUCCCUCGACGACCUCGUCGCUGCUCGCAUUAUCAAUGCCGACCAGAAGGCGCAGUACCUCAAGAAACCUGCCCUGCAGGCUCAGAUCUCACAGUACGAGGAGCAGAUGGCCCAGUACAAGAAGAUCGACCAGGAGUACCGCACUCGUGCUACUGCUGAGAAGGCAGAGCUGGAGAAGUCCUUCGCCGAGAAGCUAGAGAAGGAGAAGGCCGCCGCCGUCGCCGAGGUGAAGGCUCAGCAGGCUCAGCAGGAGGGUGAUUCUAGCAAGAGCAUCAACAGCAAGCUCCUCACCCUGUCACAAUUCCUUCGUCUCGCUGCCGCCCGCCGCUCCGAGGAUGCCGACCAGAGCAAUGAGGAGAACAAGGCCCUGGAGGGUGUCCUUCUCGCCAUCUACACGGGUGACGACAGUGCUGUCACCACCAUGCUUAAGCUGAUUGACGGCGCCGAAGAGCAGACGUACAGCGUCAACGGCGAGCUGCUCGAGACGACCUUCGGCCAAGUCAAGGCAGCUGCCAAGGCCUACAAGUCUCCUUACGACGAGCCUGCGCCCGCCGAGACCGAGACCGCCGCGACCGAAGCCGUUACCGAUCCGACCAUUGCCAACGCUACCGUGAACGAGAUCGAGGCUGGCGAUGUUGCCAUCACCAACGGCCAGGCCGAGGAGGCGGCCACCGAGACCCCCACUAACGCCAACAUCGGUAGUGGCGCCGGUAAUGCCGCCGGCGAGAAGUGGGACCAGUCGGCCGAUAACAGCAUGUCGCUUUCUCAGGAGUGGGUUUCUGUUCCCCGUGAUCCUACAGAGACCGAGACUGGCGUCGAGGCUACCCCCGCUGCCGUUUCCAACACCCAGUCUUGGGCCGAUGACCAGCCUGAGCACCACGAGACCCAGCCCGAGACCCCUGCUCCCGCUGCUGCCGACCCCAACGACGGCUUCCACCAGGUCCAGGGCCGCAACCGCGGCCGUGGCGAUCGUGAGGGAGGCUACCGCGGACGUGGUCGUGGCGAGUGGCGCGGCGGUCGUGGACACCGUGGCGAUGGCCGUGGCCGGGGAGGACGUGGCGGCCCUCGCGGCGGCUCCAUCUCUCAGCGUGGACCGCGCCGGACUGAAGAGUCAUAG
Messenger RNA from Colletotrichum fioriniae, 1371 nucleotides. RefSeq lists its product as uncharacterized. NCBI's taxonomy places the organism in Eukaryota, Fungi, Ascomycota, Sordariomycetes, Glomerellales, Glomerellaceae. The record is from RefSeq and is a predicted model, not a curated record.